UUCAAGCAGUCCACUGGCCUCAGCCUCCCAAAGUGCUGGGAUUACAGGCAUGAGCCACCACACCCCACCCAGGGUGUGAUUCUCUUUUUGAGAAGCUGCCUCUGGCUGGCCAGCGGAGAGGGAGCUGUGAGGGGGCACAGACUCGGCAGGGAACACUGGAGGCCUGGGCUGGGAUGGGGAACGUGAGGUGGGCAGGAAGCGAGGGCCCAGGCCUCAGGGAAAAACACGGGAUGGCUUGCUGCCUGCAUCACCCGGUGCUGUGGGGUUGACCCAGAAUUCCAGCUGAUUGGGCCAUUCAGGAAGGGCACCCAAGCCAGAAAGCUGGAUCAAGCCUUUCCUGAACCCCACCCAGUGAAUGCAGCCUCCCUGAGGAGGGAGAAGGGGAAGCCACAGAGGGUGCGGCUGGUGCUCCCAGGCCCCUGGGAGGCACCAGGAAGGGGUCCUGUCGGCAGAGACCACGUCCCAGCAGGAGCGGCUGCAGGCCAUUGCAGAGAAGCGGAAGCGGCAGGCGGAGAUUGAGAACAAGCGUCGGCAGCUGGAGGACGAGCGGAGGCAGCUGCAGCACCUGAAGUCCAAGGCACUACGGGAGCGCUGGCUGCUGGAGGGGACGCCGUCCUCGGCCUCAGAGGGGGACGAGGACCUGAGGAGGCAGAUGCAGGAGGACGAGCAGAAGACACGGCAGCUGGAGGACUCAGUGUCCAGGUUGGAGAAGGAAAUCGAAGUCCUGGAGCAUGGAGACUCCACCCCAGCCUCUGCCAAGGAGAACACAGCGGCCCCGAGCCCAGCCAAGGAGGAGCGCAAGGCAGAGGUGGUGAUGAAUUCACAGCAGACCCCGGUGGGCACACCCAAAGAGAAACGCGUCUCCAACACGCCCGUGAGGACGGUCAACGGGUCCCCCAUGAUGAAGGCAGCCAUGUACUCGGUUGAGAUCACUGUGGAGAAGGACAAGGUGACUGGGGAGACCCGGGUGCUGUCCAGCACCACGCUGCUCCCACGGCAGCCCCUCCCUCAGGGCAUCAAAGUCUACGAGGACGAGACCAAAGUGGUCCAUGCUGUGGACGGCACCGCCGAGAACGGGAUCCACCCCUUGAGCUCCUCCGAGGUGGACGAACUCAUCCACAAAGCGGACGAGGUCACGAUGAGCGAGGCAGGGUCCACGGCAGGGGCCGCAGAGACCCGGGGAGCCGUGGAGGAGGCGGCCCGGACCACGCCCUCCCGGCGUGAGAUCACCGGGGUGCAGGCACAGCCAGGCGAGGCCACGUCGGGCCCGCCGGGGAUCCAGCCGGGCCAGGAGCCCCCGGUCACCAUGAUCUUCAUGGGUUACCAGAACGUGGAGGACGAGGCAGAGACCAAGAAGGUGCUGGGCCUUCAAGACACCAUCACGGCGGAGCUGGUGGUCAUCGAAGACGCCGCGGAGCCCAAGGAGCCCGCCCCGCCCAAUGGCAGUGCGGCCGAGCCUCCCACAGAGGCGGGCACCAGGGAGGAGAACCAGGCGGGGCCCAAGGCCACCACCAGCGACCCCCAGGACCUCGACAUGAAGAAACAGCGCUGUAAAUGCUGCUCCAUCAUGUGAGCCGGCCCGGCCCCUGAGACCCCGGCCCCCACCCCCACCACAGACACCCACCAGCCCGGCCCCUCCCGGCGCCUGCCCACCCUCCACCCACAGCCUAGGACCGGGCGAGUUGUUACAUGUUCCUUCCGAGUUUUCUUUCACUGGAAAGAGGGACAGGGGCCCCCGCCUGUCACCAUGCCCCAACACUCCCCCCGAACCAGAGCCGUGCUCUUGCGCCUGGUAGGAGAGGACAGGGCAGACCCGCUUUUCCCGAAACGAGGCCCCCCCACGUCACGGCAGCUUCGCAGACGCGGCUCGCGCCCACCGAGGUCCUGGCUGGUGGAACCCGCGGCCUCCACGUGGCCUAGGCCAGCCUGCCACCCUCUGGGCCUCCCGCCUGUGCCUUUCUCUGAGGGGACACCCCGCCAGAGAGGGCCCCGGGAGCUGGGGGGCACUGGGGCCUGCUCAGUCCCCAGAAGGGGACUCCACGGGGUUUCCCAGCAAAGGCGCUGGCCCCCCAAUCUCAGGCAGUUGGGGUGAGGCCGUGCCUCUUUUGGGGCUCAAGGUCUUGGGUGGAGGAAGAGCCCCUCUGGCACCCCCAGCCUGCUGUGCCCCCAUGCCCUCCAUGGGCCCAACCAGUGGACAGUGGAGUCUGAGGGAGGGGUACACCUCGGGUCAUCCCCCCACUCGGGAGGGGCCUGUAACCCCUGGGCUGUCUUCUAGAUGGGGUGAACCAGGGGUCAUUGAUGUGCCCCUGCACAGGGCAGGGACCGAGUGAGCCACUCCUUGCCCUGAGCUUCCAACCCCACUGGGCCCUCCUUCCUCCUGGUGCUAAUUUGGGGACCCUAGGGGCCGCCCCCGGCCUCUUCUCCAACCUGCUUGGACCAGGGUCCUGGGUCUUCCCAACCAAAUCCCAGAGAUCAGGCCCCAUCUGCCAGCUCUACUGGGCUUGGAGCAUGUCCGGGCAGUAGAGGGAGGGACACGGCCUGGGACAGGAA
This is a messenger RNA of Sapajus apella (tufted capuchin), 2550 nucleotides long. It is a transcript of the gene PALM, whose product is annotated as paralemmin. NCBI's taxonomy places the organism in Eukaryota, Metazoa, Chordata, Mammalia, Primates, Cebidae. The transcript has 9 exons. The record is from RefSeq and is a predicted model, not a curated record. The coding region runs from base 653 to 1573 and encodes 306 amino acids. Gene Ontology annotation, biological process: negative regulation of adenylate cyclase activity; positive regulation of filopodium assembly; regulation of cell shape. Gene Ontology annotation, cellular component: membrane.